Molecule: messenger RNA, 750 nt
Organism: Alternaria alternata
Lineage: Eukaryota; Fungi; Ascomycota; Dothideomycetes; Pleosporales; Pleosporaceae
Exons: 1
Coding region: 148-609 (153 amino acids)
Biological process (GO): DNA replication; DNA synthesis involved in DNA repair
Source: RefSeq, a predicted model, not a curated record
AUCACUGCAGCAACCAAUGAAUGCGACCCUGAUCAGCGCCAAGCAAAUCGAAUGAGGUCACUGAACCCAACCACCCCAUCAUCGCAAGCGACUAUCACGACGUUGAGCAACCAACAACUGCCCAUUAUCGAUCGCAAAUACUCCAAAAUGGCUCCCAGACGCAAAGCAUCCGCCCCCGCUGCCAAGGCGCAGCAGUCGACUCUCGCAUUCCACGGCACGACAAACAGGGUCACAAAGGCUGGCGUCAAAUCGCAAGGCGCAAAGAAGAACAUACUCGAGGCGAAGCUGAAAGACAUCAAGCCAGAGGUUGCCGACAUCUCAAAUACUGAGCCGACAACAACGGAAGCUGCGAUCAUCGAGCAAACAGAACAGGAGGUCAAGGCGCAAGAGGUGGAGAGCACACCAGACGAGGACAGAGCACGGCGCAUAUCAGAUGCAGCGAUCAAGAAGUACUGGACCACAAAGGAGAAGCAAAGGCUUGCACCGCGGACGCACCAGGGAGGUCUGAGCCUGCACGACAAGAUACUGAGGGAGUUUGACAUGAGCGCGCAUUAUGGCGUAAGUUCCGAGUCCCCGCCCAUCUAUGAUAUGAAGUCCUCGACGUUGUAAUCAUGCGCUAACAAGAUAUGCGCUUGUAGCCAUGUACCGGAAUCGCUCGGUUGAAGCGCUGGAAGCGAGCGCAACGGCUCGACCUUGACCCGCCGAUCGAAGUACUGGCGGUGCUGCUGCGGGAACAGGAUGCAAGCGACA